GCGGUCAUUUCAUGUCCUCAGUUAGAGUCAAAUGCUACUAUUUGCAGACGAGUGUACGACAGUAGAAGACUAGGAGCAAUAUGAAGUGCUCAAAUGCUAGCGAAGGGCCUCCCUGCACCGGAUUUGUUGAAGGAAUGGCUCCAGUGUUUUCAAGAUCUGCCUGGUUUUGCACUUGGAAUCUAAUACAAAAUGAUCUGGUUCAUGGUUGGGGAAUGGAUAUGAAACUUGGGUACUGUGCUCAGGGUGAACGUAGCAAGAAAGUAGGCAUUUUUGAUAGCGAAUAUAUCUUUCAUCAAGGCAUUCAAACACUAGGUGGAAGUGGUGAUCCUGAUAAGAAGAACUCAGCUCGCAGUGGUGUGACUCGGAAGCGAGGUUCUCCGGCUUUUGAUUCAAGAACAGAAAUACGGAGGCAAUCAACAUUGGAGCUUCGAACUUUUAAAGAACAGUGGAACCAAGCUGUUGCAGAAGACAAGAAUUGGGUCGACCGGUCUUCAUCAACUCGGAAUCGAAUUGGCAAUAACCGGAGAUUAAUACGAAGUAGUGUGAUUCCAAGUUUAGUGCAGAGGAAAGCUAAAGAGACUACAACAUAAAAAAAGACACAUACAGUUUUUACUCAGAUUAAAUACAGAAAAGUUUUUGUUUU
Messenger RNA from Camelina sativa (false flax), 643 nucleotides. RefSeq lists its product as uncharacterized. Lineage: Eukaryota; Viridiplantae; Streptophyta; Magnoliopsida; Brassicales; Brassicaceae. The record is from RefSeq and is a predicted model, not a curated record.